AUGCGCACCCGCUCCAAGCCGCUCUCCCCGAGCUCCUAUCUGUCGCUCGACGACAACCCCAUCACCCGCCGCCGCCGUACCACUCGAAGUGCCUCUGCCCAGCCACAGGAGCCACAGGUCUCCCAGCCUGCCGAGGCUGCCCCUGCUCCUAAGACCUCAAAGGCUCGUGGCCGAAAGAAGGGCUCUACCAAGGUUGCCAAGGGCAAAAAGCCCGGCCGUCCGUCAACCAGAGAAGCUGUUGAGAUCGAACACCAAGAUUCUGCAUUGACCGGAGAAUCUGCUGUCAAUGGUGGGCCGACAGGCCCAUGCCAGGACGCGGAAGCGGAAGCCGUAGAGCCCGCCGUCAACUCGUUUGAACAACCUACUUCCGUGCUCCCUUCUGUCGAAACAAACGACGACGACGAAAUACCCGAUACUGCCGCCAAUAGACCUGAGUAUUCUUUGCAGCGUGUACCUCGGCUUCGCCUCGUACCAGGGGCUCCCUGGUUCGCUGGGUUCGCUGCAGGUCGUGAUCCUGCGCCUGGACCUUUCAUAUUGCCCCAGGAAACCACUCACCGGGCGUCGGAACGAGGCUCAAGUUCCGACGGUUCUGAUAUUCAUCCGCUGGAGCUACAGCAUGAACCAUCCGGACUUGAGCCUCGUUCUGACGAGCAUGUGGCUCCUUUUGGCAGCCCACAUGUCUCGACCCACCGCGUGGUUCCUGGUCGUAAAGGUGUCAGAUCUUGUCUUUCUCGGGCCUUGCGAAAAGUUGCUUGUUUCUUCACACCUUCCCGUUGCCCUCGAAGCCCAGUUGCCGAGGAAGAAUUCGAAUGGCGAUAUUCCAAUCUGGACCAAAUGCUGAUCAAAGCUCCUUCCCGCACAGGUACAAAAUGGGGCCCCAUCGGACCCAAACGCCAAUUUCGCAAAGACAAACAACCAGCCUACCACAUUAUGAGCCCUUCGAAUAGUCCCUCGAAGCACAACCGGGUAGAAAAGGCCUUCAAGACUACCCCGAUCCGCCGAACCCGAUCAUCUUACGCCGCUAUCUCUCGUCGUCGUCGCACUGAGGCCAGCGGCCGUAUCGACCGGACUCUGUACCGCCUACCCGAGCUUUUGUCCCAGAAUGAAACUGAUGGAGACGUGGCUAUGACUGCUAACCCAACAACCCCCCCAGACCGCACAGAUGCUUUUACGACAGAGAACAUUCCGACAGCCGGUGCAGAGUCCCUUACAGAGAACCCACCUGCUUCUCCUGGUAUCGUGAGAUGGGCAUUUAAUAAUAUCUCUCGACGAUGGACGAAUAUUCGUGAUCGAUAUGCUGGCAAUCAGCCGACUGAGGCACAAAGCCCUGGUGCUCAAACGGCGAAUGCCAUGUUGUCUCCAUCUCCGUCAAAUUUGUCUGCUCCGCCGCAAACUGAUUUGAAACCCUCAAACCGUCAUGUACUCACCCCUAGACCGACUCGCUCAUACUCUCUUUACUCAAGCGGACUUGACCCCGAGCUCAAAGCCCGUUGCUACGGGAGGAAGGAUUCCAAACAGGAUUCCAAACAGGAUUCCAAAAAAGACUCUGACCAAAGCACAUCUGAAAAGCGUAAGCGUGAGGUGUCCCCGACUGAUAUUCCAAACCCGAAGGGAAGUAGCUACGGUAUGGACGAUGACUUUUUUGUCUUCACUGAGGAAGAGUAUGCCGAAGAGGAAAAGCGCCAGGCCGAGGAGCAAAAGCGCAAAGCCGAGGAGGAAGAACAUGUCGAAGCUGGUGCACCUUCCGCUAAAAAAAUCCGCGUUGAUCAACCAAAGUGGCCCAAUCGCCGUUCUACUCACCGUUCAUCCACGAAAGUUCGCGCUGGAGCUUCAUCACCUUCACAACAGCCUGGAUUCCAACCAAACCGCCGGCAUACAUAUGAAACAACCCCUCUGGAGACGAUCGAAUCCAGUCGUUUGCUAGAAGAGGCCGAGGCUCACGCCGAGGCCCAAACCGCCACAGAUUCGAAUGCUGUGCACCUGGAUCCCAGUUCCGAUACCGCUGUUCUUCACCUCCAUCCUCCCCCCCCAAGGAUUCCAGAGGGGAUUACUCGAGGUCCAGGUUUCGUCCCGAAUCCACAUGGAACAUUCGAAGUCCCCUACAGUUCUUCCCCUCCGUCUUCCCCCACAAGGAUUUCGCAGGAGAUCACUCGAGUUCCAGGUUUCUUCCCGAAUCCACACGGGACAUUUGAAGUGCCUUACAGCUCUUCAGAUAUUGAAAUGAUGGACGUCUCAGAUACUGACCUUCCUACUCAAGUCUCGAAUUCCGUGUCUCGUGACAUGACGAACUGGCCCACACAAGCCGAGCCCGCCGAGGCAAGGGAUCCCGGCCCCAGCAUUGUCAACGGUAUGUCCAACGCUUAUAUUUUUGCCAUGUGGAAUCGAAGGCGUCGCAGAGAGCGCGAAGAGCGCGAACACCCACCUAUGAGACGAGCCCCUGGAACGAUCAACAACCAAAGUGAAGAUCCUACCAACUCGACAUUGCUAGGUUCCUCUCAAAUUUCUGGUGAAGAUGAUCUUCUCCCCCUCUAUUACACGGGAGAAGGCAUCAGAAAUGCGACAGGCAACAAUGAAACCUCAAUCCCCCUUACGUCUGACCCUUUGGACGAAUCUCCAGACGUCGUUGUGAAUUUCAACCCAGACGGUACACUCGCUGAUGAUCAAGUUGCAGCCACAGUUUCCGACUCGGACGAUGAAUCGCCGUUGACCCGCGCUCGCACCAAGGCUGAACAAUUCAAACCGAAGACCCCGAGUCGUCUGCGUGAAGCUCACCGCUUCUCUUCCAGCAUGACUCGUACCUCGCCCUUUUCCCAGGCCGACAUUGCCCCUCCUGUUUUCGAUCGCCAAGAACCCGUUCCGCAGCCAGCAUCUGAUAACCAGCCAGCACCCGAGAACGAGCCAGCACCUGAGAGCUACCCAGAACCCGAGAACCCCCCCACGCUUUUUUGA
Messenger RNA from Penicillium waksmanii, 2949 nucleotides. RefSeq lists its product as uncharacterized. The coding region runs from base 1 to 2949 and encodes 982 amino acids. NCBI's taxonomy places the organism in Eukaryota, Fungi, Ascomycota, Eurotiomycetes, Eurotiales, Aspergillaceae. The record is from RefSeq and is a predicted model, not a curated record. The transcript has 6 exons.